Messenger RNA from Labrus mixtus (cuckoo wrasse), 4940 nucleotides. RefSeq names its product protein tyrosine phosphatase non-receptor type 9a (gene ptpn9a). The transcript has 14 exons. NCBI's taxonomy places the organism in Eukaryota, Metazoa, Chordata, Actinopteri, Labriformes, Labridae. Gene Ontology annotation, biological process: protein dephosphorylation. Gene Ontology annotation, molecular function: protein tyrosine phosphatase activity. The record is from RefSeq and is a predicted model, not a curated record. The coding region runs from base 579 to 2291 and encodes 570 amino acids.
UGUGUGUGUGUGUGUGUGUAUGUGUGUGUGUCUCCCUCUCAACAUAAAGGCGACGUUCAGGGGCUAAAACUUGCAAUUCAUGGCGUGGAGGAUCCCAGCGGGCCGCCGCAGCCCUCUGAUCUCUGAGCGGUUUCAUGGUGGAUAAGAGGCAGAUCAUGGUCUAAACCUAGUUAUCAUCGAGCCGAAGAAAGAAAGAAAAAAGAAAAAAACCUCGUCUAGCAGCUCGAGUGCUGUCCUCUUUUUUUUUUUUUUAUCCCCUCCUUCUCUGUCUCAUUUUUCCUCUGCUCGGUGAAAACUGACACAACAUUAGCGAGUUUUCUCUCUGUGGUUUUGGAUGGCAGAUCUAGGCUAAUUGCUCUGCGUGUUUUUUUUUUUUUUUUAGCAGCCAGACAGUAUUAAGAGAAAAAGAAACAAGAGUCGAUACUGUAGCGAUUCAAAUGCCUUCAACUUUGUGCGAGAGGGACAACCCCUAAACCCCGUUUUUACACGCGGGACAGACACACAGACAUCUCCGUCAUCUUCCUCUUCAUGAGAAGGACGCGUCGCGGCGAAAGGUGAUCAGAAAACCGACGGAGACCAUGGCAGCUACUUUAUCGGUGGAGGAAGAACAGGCUACCAGGCAGUUUCUGGAGGAAAUCAACAAGUGGACCAGUCAGCAUGGUGUGUCACCGCUGUCCAGGGAAUUGGCCGUCAAGUUCCUCAUGGCUCGCAAGUUUGAUGUCCUCCGGGCGAUUGAGCUUUUCCACAGCUACAGGGAAACACGUCUGAAAGAAGGAAUAGUCCGACUUCAGCCGCAGGAAGAACCUCUGCGCUCGGAGCUGCUCAGUGGAAAGUUCACUGUAUUGAGUGUCCGGGACCCCUCAGGCGCCUCCAUCGCCUUGUACACGGCUAAGCUUCAUCACCCAAACAAGACAGGGAACCAUGUGGUGCUUCAGGCCCUCUUCUACCUCCUGGAUCGGGCCGUGGAAAGCUUCGAGACCCAGAGGAAUGGCUUGGUGUUCAUCUACGACAUGGCCGGCUCCAACUACACAAACUUUGAGCUUGACCUGAGCAAGAAGAUCCUCAACCUUCUAAAGGGGGCGUUCCCAGCCAGGCUGAAGAAGGUGUUGAUUGUCGGGGCCCCUGUGUGGUUUCGAGUGCCCUACAAUCUGCUCAGCCUGCUGCUCAAGGAGAAACUGAGAGAGAGGGUUCAAAUGGUGAAAAUGGCCGAUCUGCGGCAACACCUCCCCAGAGACUGUCUCCCCCAGCACCUCGGGGGCCUGCUGCCUCUCGAGUCAUUCAGCUGGAAUCAGCAGCUGCUGGCGGGUCAGAACGGCCGGGUCGACCCGGUGGACGAGCUGGUGGGCAUCCCUAUCGAAGAUGCCUCCAUUCACAUGCCCGGUCCAGAGUCCAUGCGCCCACAGGAGCUGCUGACACACCUUGGGAGGCUGCAGCGCUCAGGCAUUCAUUUAGAGUAUGAGGAGCUCCGUAAAGAACCUCCGACCGGAACCUUUCACUGUGCACAAUCUGUCUACAAUCAGGAGAGGAAUCGCUAUGGAGACGUGCUGUGCCUUGAUCAAACUAGAGUUCGUUUGAAACCCAGAAGAAACGAGAGAUCUGACUACAUCAAUGCAAGCUUCAUGGACGGCUACAAACAGAGGAGUGCAUACAUAGGUACUCAAGGACCACUGGAAAAGACCUACAGUGAUUUCUGGAGAAUGGUCUGGGAACAAAACGUUCUUGUUGUUGUCAUGACAACCAGGACAGAAGAGGGUAGUCGGAGGAAGUGUGGACAGUACUGGCCUCUGGAGGAAGGGGGACAGGAGGUCUAUGGCCACAUGGCAGUGGUUAACCAGAGAGUCGACCACCACACCCACUACAACCACACCACCCUCGAACUACACAACACUGAGACAUGUGAACAGAGACAAGUGAGUCAUUUCCAGUACCUCAGCUGGCCUGACUACGGGGUCCCCACCUCAGCAGUGACUCUCAUCGACUUCCUGGGAGCUGUGAAGAGACAACAAAGGAAAAUGGUGAAGGCUUUGGGACUUCAGUGGACAGGACACCCAAUGGGACCCCCAAUGGUGGUCCACUGCAGUGCAGGGAUUGGGAGAACAGGUACCUUCUGUGCCUUGGACAUCAGUCUGUCCCAGCUCGCGGACGUAGGCUCACUAAACGUAUGCCAGACGGUGCGGCGCAUGAGAACACAGAGAGCCUUCAGCAUUCAAACCCCGGACCAGUACUACUUCUGCUACAAUGCCAUUUUGGAGCACGCUCAAAGGCAGGGUCUCCUCCCAUCCAAUCAGUGAGCUUUAGCCCUGAUUUACCAUCCCCAAUCCAUGAAUCCUGAGAUUUCUGCAGUCUGUUAACCCCAAGCCGCGUUGUGUGUGACCAAUGAGUGAGAGCAGAAGAGCUCACAUCUUCACAGAGGCUGUCUUUUAGAAGAAGGAAAGUCUUUAUUUGCAAGCCAGACCAAGACAGGACCGUGACAAGAACAGGCUUAAGUGUUGACAUCAUGGUGUUUCAAUGUUAAACAUUCCCAACUAUGUGAUGUUUGUUUUUUUUACUGAACAUAUCUCAGAAAAUAUGGGGAAUAUACUGCUCGUCUGUUGUCUGGGGUCAGGUGGAUUGGGAGACGUGAUUGAGAUAAUGUUCAUUAACUUCUGUUUAUUUAUUUGCCACUUUAAAGCAACAGUUUAGGUAACCUUAAAGGAGUAGCUCACCCUAAAAUUAAAGUAAUUGACUCAACCCAUGUCACUUGAAAAUUCAAUUCAUCAAAGUUUUUAUCACUGCAAAAUUGGACUUGAAUUGACUUCAAAUUGUAUUUCUGUUAAAUCAGCCCUACUUCUAUUUGUAUGUGGCCAUUUUGAUGCAAAAAAAGCCAGUCUCCCCUCAGCUGCUAUACAAAACAAAGAAGCCAAAAGAGGUCCACAUGGGUAAAAAUUAGAGGCCGACCGUUUAAUCCGCCAGCCGAUAAAAGCAUAUCCGGUGACUAUUGGUAUUGGCUUAUUUUAUUGCAGACGUGCCGAUAUUACUAUAUUUAGUCGUCUGUCAAAGAGCAUUGCGUUUGAGUAUCAUUUCACCAGCAGAGGGCGCUAUUUGGAUUACAACAAGGGAUAAGCGGCUACGCACGUACAUGCAGUUACUUUCCAGUGGAGUGACCAUCUUGUCUUCGUUAUAUAUCUUUUCCACAAGUGUUUGAUAACUGCAAUUGAGGGAUCAACACAAUAAGUGUGUUUAUUUAUAUCUAUAUGUCUCUACUGAACGAACAGAGUAUCGGCCCCAAAAACACAUAUCAGUUGGGCCCUAGUAAAAAUAUUUAGACAAUAUCACCAGUCAGGUACAUAAAGAGCAAAAAACUUGACUUUAUAGUUUUGCUAUUGGAUUAAGGUAGCUUAAUUUAAUCUUUUUUAUGUACAAACUGUAUUUGCAUUUAAAGUGACAUGCCAGUCAUAACUUUGAUUUUGGGGUGAGAAUAUCUUUUUAACUAGGAUACCAUUUUUUUUUAUUUCACUUAGUGACCUUUAUCUCCACUGCCAUGAAACAGUCAAAAGUAAUAGAGGGGUUUAAACACCACCUGUGUGUAGGAAAUUUUGCGUUCACUUUAUUGUAUUUUUAGCACGUGGUGUUUGUCAUGUAGAUGGUACGAGCUAGUUCUGUGUAGUCUCAGGAGUGUCGUUUUGAACACAAGGAGGUGAAACUGCCCAACAAGCCAAAAAAAAAACAAUUAAAGACAGUCUGGAGGCCUCUUGCCAAGUAAGGUGCUGUGUUGCUGUGAGGUUGCCUCUGCCUCGGUAAACAUCCCUGAUUUGCAGUAAAGAGGGGUAAAGCACAUCCUAAACGAUCCAGCUGUAAACUCCCAUCUGUUAUCAUUCAUUCAAUCGCUGUACAUGUGAAUUUUGGUUUUAGUUUUUUCAAAUGUAUCAACUGAACAUCAGACCUUCUGUCUUAACUAGAGCUUGAGAUUUCCUGUCUUACAGUAAAAACUGUCUUUGCUCACUAGCAGUGCCACCAUGCUUCAGUGACUGUGGGAAUGUAAUGCUAAGCGCCAGCACAAUGCAAACACGCACAUGUUUAGAGCGGUCUGCGGUGACUCUGCCAUUAAAGUGUACAUCUGUGAGAGUCAUCAGUUAAAAACUUCAUGAGUAGUGCAAUACUUUUUUUUUUUUAAUUCACAAAACAUGUUAUAUAGCACUUUCAAAAAAGUUUUCCCAAUGUGCUCGAAGAUAAAUUACCAUGGCGGUAGGGUUGGCUUUUAGUGACUCUGUAGGCCGUCAUGUCAUGUUGGAAUAAUUUGAUGGUUAAAUUUAGUGAUGCUAUAAUAUAAAACAUGAAGUGGGACUUAAUGUAAACAUCUGCGUAUAGCUUCAUUGGUAAUUUUUGAAAACAGAGAUUAAUGUUAGAAGCUUAGCUGAAGAGAAGCAUGAACACAUCUGUGCCUACACCCUAUAAAGUCCCUCUUGGGCACCGAAUAUUUGUCUGUAGUUUAUUUUCCAAUUUUUUUUUAUUUUUUAUUGUGUUACAAGUUCUACAGACUGUGGUUGUGAUGCGUUCUUUCAUCUGGUCCAAGUAUCUUGCCAUUCUUAUAGAGUACAUGUAAAAAAAACUGAGUGUCUGUGUCAUAUGUUGCAUUCUGUCGCUGCCAGGUGAAAAUAAAAUAAAACCAUGUGUUCUUUACUACAGAAUUCAUAUUGAAUUUGCUUGUAGUGAAGCAUUUUUAAAUUCUGCCAUAUUCAUGCACUCUGAUUUAAGAAUUAUUUUUUCCUUUUCAAUGAUGGACGCAAAAUGUGCCCUAUUUUUAUUUUUCUAUUGUAUUCAACAACUGUUUUCAUACGGUUAUCCAGGAUAUACAGUUAUCUACAUUAAUUUUAUAUUUGUUCUAUUAUAACCUUAUUACUUUAUCAUUCGUAUGACUAUUGAAUCAAGCUAUACUGUAUUAAAUACAAACUGUCAACGUA